CCGCGCUGCAACCGGACGCGUUAAACACAAAUUCCCUAAUAAAUUAAAUCAGAGUGUCGCAUAUCGGGAGCCGGAGCGGCAGCGAGCGGCGCAUCGAUGCUGCAUGUGGCCUCUGAACCCAUUGUUGUGUCGCGGCUGACGUCAGUGCCGUGUGUGCGGCAGACGGAGCGGCGUACGCCUUGUGAGACAAAGGCGGCGGAGCGAGCGGGGUCAGGCGGCAGCACCGAGCGGAGCAGAGAAUCACUGGUUUAUAACUCAAAGGGAACUCCCAGCCUCGGGUUUCAGCCACGCUUCUCACUGACGAGACGGAGAAUGAAGACUCAGCGGCCCUCCUAGGAGCGUGCUGUGGCCGUCCGGGAAGACAAAACAACAUCGGUGCCCCCUUUUUGCUUUUUAACGUUUUUUCCCCCUUCUCCAACGCCCCCCAUUUAGCUUGGCUAGUUAGCUGUCGCGCUAAGCUCAUUGCGCUGCACUGAUCUCCUCCUCCUUUCUUGCUGCUUCUCGUCUUUCCCUCAAGACUGAACGACAGGCGAAGAAAGGAUAUCAGCGGUCAGAUAAACUGAAGGUGAGAUCACUCCUAACAAACUGGCAUCCGUGAUCUGAUGUGAGAUCCACGGAGAGACUAUGCCUAGCCCUUUAUUUCACCCCGAGAUAAUGGACCACGACGUGGUGAUCAGCAGCCAGCACAGUGGCGUGGCUCUGCCCCGGGAGACGGACCAGGACUCCCGGGAUGAGGACCACCAAGAAGUUCUCCGCUUCGCCCUGGACCAGCUGUCACUCAUGGCCAUGGAUAAAGUGGACUGUGGGGGCAGCGGCGGUGGAGGCAACGGGCUUGCGGACACUCUGGACGGGACCCAGGGUCCGGGCUCUGAGAGCUGCAACGGCGUGGGCGGAGGGGGCUACGUGGAUCUGCAGAUGCUGGAGCAUCCCAGCGGGUCCCGGGACUCGCCGACGUCCUGCUCUCCUUCUCCGGAGUACUACGGCUCGGGCGGGUACCACAUGGCCGGGUCCCACUCCAUGCUCCACGGGGAACAAAGCUCCGUCCUCUGCAACAGGAAAAGAAGCGUGAACAUGACGGAAUGUGUGCCUGUCCCCAGCUCCGAGCAUGUCGCUGAAAUAGUGGGGAGACAAGGUUGUAAGAUCAAGGCCCUGCGUGCCAAAACAAACACCUACAUAAAGACUCCAGUCAGAGGAGAGGAUCCGGUCUUCAUCGUGACGGGGCGCAGGGAGGAUGUGGAAAUGGCCAAGCGUGAAAUUGUAUCUGCAGCCGAGCAUUUCUCCAUGAUCCGGGCGUCUCGCUGCAAAGCUGGAGGGCCAGGCGGAGGAGGCUCUCUGCCCGGCCCUCCUCACCUACCGGGACAGACCACCAUACAGGUGAGGGUCCCCUACAGAGUGGUUGGUUUAGUCGUGGGGCCGAAAGGAGCAACCAUCAAGCGCAUCCAGCAGCAGACUCACACCUACAUCGUGACCCCCAGCCGAGAGAAAGACCCCGUCUUCGAGGUGACGGGAAUGCCGGAGAACGUGGACAGAGCGAGAGAGGAGAUUGAGACCCACAUUACCCUCCGAACUGGAACCUUUGUCGACCUUCAGGGAGACAACGACUUCCACACCAACGGGACCGACGUUAGUCUAGAAGGCCUCGGCUCCCUCAGCGGGGGUCUCGGGGCGUCUCUCUGGUCCAGAGCCACAAGCCACCACCCUGCCCCUCCUCCUCCCCCUCCCUCCCCACCGCCAUCUCUUCCCAUGUCCAUGCACCACUCCUCCAGCCGGAAGAUGUCCUCUUCGGUCGCCUAUCACACGCACAACGGCGGCAUGAGCUCAGACAGCUUCAGCUCCAACAGGAAGCCCGCCGAGGGCGGCAGCCCCACCAGUCCUUUCAGCACAGGCUCCAGCAGCGCCGGAGGCGGCUUCACCUUCGGAGGCGACUCCACCCCGGGACUCGCUUCCUCGGACGAAUUGGGCUUCGAGUUCAGUGCUUCCAAUAUCUGGGCGCCUUUUGUCAACGGCGGAGCCGGGAGCAAGACCUCCGCGUCUUCUCAACCGCAGCAGCCCCUGCGCCGCAACAGCAGUGGCCUGAGCGGCGGCGCCAUCACCCCGCGGCUGUCUCCAACCCUGCCUCAGGAGACGGGCGUGGGCCCGCUGGACCACCCGCUGGCCCGCCGCGCCCAGAGCGAUCCCCUCAGCACUCUCUCCUGGCUGCAGUCCGGCAGCACGGGCGGCGGCUCCUUCUCUGGUGCGUCCAGCUCCAGCUCCGGUGGCUCGUCGACCGGCUACUCCUCCUGCUCGGCCUCGUCCCUGCCCGGCGGCUCGCCCACCGACUCCGAGGGAGGUGGCAGCAACGUGGGCAUCACCUCCGGGAUGCUGAGCCGCCUCAAAGGCAGCUCCGGGGUGGCGGCACUCGUCGGCGUCGGCCCCGGCGUCAACAGGGACUGCUUUGUGUGUUUCGAGAGCGAGGUGACGGCGGCCCUCGUGCCUUGCGGCCACAACCUGUUCUGCAUGGAGUGCGCGGGGCAAAUCUGCCAGUCGGCCGAACCCGAGUGCCCCGUCUGCCACACUCCGACCACACAGUGCAUCCGCAUCUUCUCCUAAUGCCACGGGCAGCUGAGUGGGUGGAGCGGGGUUAGGUAGCGGGGUGUGGGUGGGGAGGCAGACGGGCACCAGCUGUGGUGGAGGAAAUGGAAGGAAUCACACUAAUAACCUUCACACAGAUGAUGGACCAUAUUAAAUGCAUUAAUAGAGAUGAUGAUACUUUACGGAUGUUGAUAUAUUGCUGAUAACUGUCAAGAUGAAUAAUACCAAUAAUAAUAAUAAUAAUAAUGACUUAUUUUCCGAGGGAAGUGGAUUGAAACUUGUCUGCAGACAGUCGGGGCUCAGACAGUCUCUCAGCGGUGAACUUAUGGAAGGAAACUAGUGUCUUAUAUCUCUUCAGGCCUUCAUUUCGACGUGGAGUGGCCCCUCCGCGGGCCGCCUGCCCGCCUGUUCGUCUCCACGCGUCUUCAUUCUGGCUUCUUCAGAUCUCUGCCUGCUUUUCUCUCUCUCUCUCUCUCUCUCUUGCUCUUGCUCUCUCUCUCUCUGUCUCACAGCCUUUUUUCCUUUUGACACUUUUGUACUUAACAGAUAUUUUUCGAUAAAGCUGUCAACGAGGCCUGCACUUUUCUACUCCUCAUUUUAACGCCCUCGACCCCCCUCCCUCCUCCCCGAUUGUCCUCCGCGCUCUUUCGCUCGCUCAUGCUAUAAAAAAUGUUUUAUUCCUUUUGUGACACAAAGUGGAAAUGGUUCUUGGAACAUCCUUAUUCUUUACUUUUAGGUUGGCAUGUUUGUCAGGCACCUAUUGGAAAACACUACACUUCUCGAGGAACCUCUUCAGGAUGAAUUCUCAAUGCCACACAAUACUUAGCCAUCCGAUAAAUAAGCCAAAUGAUUACUGGAAACAUGCUCCUCGAUUCAGUUUGGUAACACGUUGGGUGAAAUUUGGAUGAGUCCUUGCCGCAUAAUUAGUGCGGCUGUUUAUUAUUCUGUAAUAAGUGAGAAAUGUACCAUUUUUAGCGACGCUGACGGCCUGUGAUUGUGGUCGGUUUGUAUGUUUAGACUGCCUGACAAUCCCUUCACAUCUCGUGUUUGUGUUGGUGUGAUGCCCUAUCGCACCAGUGCAUCGUCACCCGGAGAGGGCGCCGUUUCAUUCGUCUGAUCCAAAUCGUGUCUGUUACACUUAGAUCUACUCGUUUUUUAGUGUUUUUUUUUGUUUGUUUGUUUUUCUUUUAGUAGUUUAUGACUCUUGUCUGUGUAGUGUGUGGGUAACAUAUUUUGAACUCUACGACGAGACAGGGCUUUGAUGUCACAUGAGAAUGUUAAGUCCAACACGGUUUAGGAGAGAAGACGAACAAGGGGCUUGAAUUUUAGUUUUCGCGCACUGUAAUCCCUUUGUUAAAAGAAAAACAAAAAAGAGAAACAGCUCUUACUGUUUUCGUUUCCGUCUUCCACCCCUCUCGGACAGCAAAGCUGUCUCUCUCAGAUGACACUGUUGUAAUUAUAUAGAUGGAUUCAACGUCACUCCACUUCCUUCUCCCGCAAAUGGCUCCUCCCCCUUUUGGGGGCGGUGGCGGAGAUGGAACAGUUUGAAUGGGAGUAAAUGGAUCUCUUCGGGGGCUUAUAUGAUAAAAGUGUAAAAUAAGCAAAUGUUGAUUGUUGGUAUUAGGUGUUGCGUCUACGGAGACGUACGUUGUACAGAAAACCUUUUAGCUUAACGAGCCUAAAUAUCGUGACUGUAGCUGGCCUCGACUGAAGUCUAUAAAAGGAGUAUUGAAGCUUCAUAUCUACCAGCAGUUCUUGCAUUAACGGCGCCUUGGGUGAGCUCAUCUUCCUGCCGCCACAUAGCCAAUCAAAACGCAGGAAAUCCUCUAAUUUCGAGGGGAGUCCCAACCCCCCCACAAAGGAUGUGACUGGUCUCCCAUCUCUCAGCGGCAACCAGGGGGAGCCAACUCUCUGCUGACUACACAUGCAUGACAGCCAUAGAAAACCCAAGAUAAGUUGUAUCUUAUUUUCUUAUCUCUACUUAAAAAAAAAAAAAUUGUCUGCUUUCAUGGCUCGUAUUUUAGAAACUGAGGCUUUGUAGACAUAACGUCUUGCAUUUUCCAGGUAAUUAAUGUUCCAUGUGAUUUAGAAUGAUUGUUACUUAAUGAUUAAAAGGAAUAUUUCAUGUUUAACUAUUGUAUUUUACAGAUCAAGUAUCUCAUGAAUUAAAAAUAUAAUUUAGAACAAAUGACAACUAAAAAAAAUAUAUUUUAAAUGCUCAGUCCUAAAACGUACUGGUUCGCCUCAACGGAGGCUGGCUGAAGUGAUAAAUGUAGCGUUACCAAUUGGCAACAAGAAGCACUCUAGUAUAAUGUUUGACCUCGUCUGAAAUGGUAUCCAAGCACCUAAAACUAAAAGAUAUUUGUUUAUUUUAUGCUUUUAUUGUACCCUGGACCCCAGAAGUUCUUCGACUCCCAUCGACUUUCCAUUACUCCCCCAAAGGGGCCCGAAGUACCCGGAUGUGUUAAAUCUAUCUAUACAGCGCUGUACUCUCCACAAAAUGUAGUGCACUAUAUAGUUAGUAGUUUGAGAUUCGUCCUGUGUUUCAUAGCAUUACUCCAAUAAGGCAGGCACGUCCUGUUUUGUGUUUGUGUUGUUUUUUUUUCCCCCCCCUUGGAGGAAAAAAAAAAAAA
Molecule: messenger RNA, 5204 nt
Organism: Poecilia reticulata (guppy)
Lineage: Eukaryota; Metazoa; Chordata; Actinopteri; Cyprinodontiformes; Poeciliidae
Product: RNA-binding protein MEX3B
Molecular function (GO): RNA binding
Source: RefSeq, a predicted model, not a curated record